Aspergillus alliaceus is the source of this 408-nucleotide messenger RNA. RefSeq lists its product as uncharacterized. Bases 1 to 408 code for a protein of 135 amino acids. The transcript has 2 exons. Gene Ontology annotation, cellular component: mitochondrion. Lineage: Eukaryota; Fungi; Ascomycota; Eurotiomycetes; Eurotiales; Aspergillaceae. The record is from RefSeq and is a predicted model, not a curated record.
AUGGCGACGACAUCCACAUCAACGCCGGCCUCGACCUCGACGUCCACGCCGAAAUAUAACCUCCGCAAUCCCCUCCCACUCUCCGCAACGCAGGAACAGGAAGUAAAGAAGAUUUUCCACAAACGGGUACGAGCGCAUUGCGCGGAGGAAAUUAAAGCUUUUGCUCAAUGCGCGGUUAAUCGGACGGUUACUGCUACGUGGGUGUGUCGGGAUCAACGGUUGACGAUGAACUCGUGUAUGCUUGCGCAUGCGAAGCCUGAGGAGGAGGACCGGGCGAGGGAGGAGUGGUUUGCGACGCAUGAGGAGAGGCGGAGGGAGAAGGAGGAGGAGAGUAGGAGGGUGGAGCAGAGGAGGGCGGAGAUUAUUCGGAUGAUGAGGGAGGAUGAGGCAAGGUCGAAGAAGAGGUGA